Megalops cyprinoides (Indo-Pacific tarpon) is the source of this 2082-nucleotide messenger RNA. RefSeq names its product angiopoietin-like 7 (gene angptl7). Bases 307 to 1356 code for a protein of 349 amino acids. The transcript is spliced from 5 exons. Lineage: Eukaryota; Metazoa; Chordata; Actinopteri; Elopiformes; Megalopidae. The record is from RefSeq and is a predicted model, not a curated record.
AAGCAGAGACUGAACUCAGAGCUGGGUUAAAGGGAGAGAGAGAGAGAGAGAGAGACUGGCCGAAAAGUUGCACAGCCACGGCACAAGGCUCCCACACUGAACUCCACCGCGGGGACGACUCCACUCCUGUAAGUCAUUUACUCAGCCCGCUCACUGUUCAGACUCUUCCAGUGCGCAGAGGAAGGCAGACCGCCGGAGCACCAGCUUCUUCUGCCCCACACCAGCCGCACCGCCGACGAGCCCAGCCAAAAGCCGAGCCUACAGCUUCCCGUUAGGUCAGGUCUCCCAGAGCCCCCGAGCGAGAGAAUGAUGAAGAGAGCUCUUCUGAGGGCGGCGACGCUGGGCGUCACGCUGCUGCUGCUGCUGCUGCUGGAGGGGGCCGGGGCGCAGCUCCUGAGGGACCCCAGGAAGAGGAUGGCGGCGGCGGCGGCCGCGCCCAAGGCCCCCGGGAAGGGCCAGUGCUGUGACGAGGUGCGCUCCCUCAAGGUGCAGGUGGCCAACCUGACCAGCCUGCUGGAGGAGCUGACCCGGCGCCAGGAGAACGUGGUGCGGCAGAUGAUGGAGCUGGACCACCAGACCCGGCAGCAGGAGGCCCGCGUCACCGAGGCCGAGUCCAAGUACUCCGAGAUCAAUAACCGCGUGGGUAUCAUGCAACUGCAGGCGGCCCAGGCCGUCACACAGACCUCCGCAGAUGCCAUCUAUGACUGUGCAUCACUGUACAGCAGGAACUACAAGAUCUCUGGAGAGUACAAGCUGCCUGCAGAUGAGUUCCUGGGUACUCCAGAACUGGAGGUGUUUUGUGACAUGGAGAGCAACGGCGGCGGGUGGACGGUCAUCCAGAGGCGCAAGGUGGGCCUGACCUCCUUCGACCGCGACUGGAAGCAAUACAAGAAGGGCUUCGGCACCAUCCGCGGGGACUUCUGGCUGGGCAACGACAACAUCUUCCGUCUGACCAGGCAGCCCACUGUGCUGAGGAUUGAGCUGGAGGACUGGGAGGGUGAGAUCCGCUACGCCGAGUACCAGCACUUCACCCUGAGCAACGAGCUCAACAGCUACAAGCUCUUCAUCGCCAACUACAGCGGCACCGCUGGCCAGGACUCCAUGCGCUACCACAACAACACCAACUUCAGCACCAAGAACAAGGACAACGACAAGUGCGUGGACGACUGUGCCAAGCUGCGCAAAGGUGGCUACUGGUACAACUGCUGCACCGACUCCAACCUGAACGGCGUGUACUACCGCUACGGAGAGCACACCAAGAACACCGACGGCAUCACCUGGUACGGCUGGCACGGGCCCAACUACUCCCUCAAGAGGGUGGAGAUGAAGAUCCGGCCCCAGAACUUUCAACCCUAAAAGACUCAACACCCAAAACGGGAGGGGGACCAAACACCCCCAGCCCCUGGCCCAGCCGACCAAUUUAAAUCAACCCAAACAACCUGAACCGCAUGUGGCUUCUCCAUAACUGGGAACAUUUUGAUAGUUUUAUUUUAUUAUUAUUAUUUUUUUUUUUUGAUGGAAUAUUUCUUUGGAACAAAAUUGUGCUGUAUUUUAUGUCUUGAUUGUAAAUUGUAGUUGAAUUUUAAGUAUUUAUCAUUUUUUGAGAUAUUUUCUUUAAGCUUCUCAGAAAAAAAAAAAAUGCUGUUGGAAACCACCUUUACCACUGUUUGAUGAAAGUUAGUUUUUAUCAGAAGAAUGCUUCUUCUGUGUGUUGAGAGUGAGUCUGGAAUGGAAGAGUAACCUUUCAUUGAAAUGUUAAAACCUUUUAGGUCACCAACAGUGCAUUUCAUGUUUUUUUUUAAUGUCUGCUUCACUGUGAUAGAUUGUACUAUAAAAUAGCCAUAAUUAUUUAACAGUUGCAAAUACAAACACAAACAACCCGCUAUAACUGUGCUGAAAGUCGCAUCAAGUGUAAAAAUCCUGUAACAAUCCAAAGCCAUAAGCUCAAGCAAGCAAGCUACUAACCACAGCUUUACGUACUAUUAAAAAGGGAACAACCACAAGUGGUACUUUAUGUGAAGUGAGAGGAAGUGGAUGUUUUUGGACUUUAUUUAAGCUUUUACUGUGGGGGGAAAAAAAAAA